Alternaria arborescens is the source of this 771-nucleotide messenger RNA. RefSeq lists its product as hypothetical. The coding region runs from base 1 to 771 and encodes 256 amino acids. The record is from RefSeq and is a predicted model, not a curated record. NCBI's taxonomy places the organism in Eukaryota, Fungi, Ascomycota, Dothideomycetes, Pleosporales, Pleosporaceae. The transcript has a single exon.
AUGGGUUUAUCUUCAUUACGUGCAGCCUUGCUGGUGCUCGUUCUCGCGUCAAGAUCGUCGGCUACAACAGUCUCACUUGCAUCCUUCAUCCCGCGGAUUGACAACCUGCCAAAAUCCUGCAACGCCGUCUACACCAGUUCCAUCUCUGGAUGCGUAGCCGACGACUUCAAAUCGGGCGCAACCUGUUCCGCUGCCUGUGUGCGGGGCCUGUCGGCGAUCGCAGAGAGCGUCAAGGACAAGUGUGUGAACGUCGAUGCAGGCGAGCUGAGCAUCAUCGGGGUCUUCCAGAACGGACUGGGUAUUCAGAGCCUUUGUCCGGGGGUUACAAUUACAACGAUUUCCAGUGAGAGUGCGGGAAAGACAGAUACGAAAACAUCGGAGCAAGCGACGAGCACCCAGGCGGUCUUGACCACUACAAGCUUCACAAAUUCAGCCAUCCAAGCAACAUCAACCUCAUCAAGUUCAAACACGGACGCGGAAGACGGAGACGAGGAACCGACGAGCUCAGCACAAACGACAAGUUCAAGUUCAUCAACGGGCGGCUUGGUCCUGGAUCCGAACGCUACGGGAACAUUCACAGCUUCAGUCAUCCCGCCCACAGACACUGCGCAGGCGACACAGGCACCCAACGCGCAACUAUCGAACGCUGACUCCGGUGGUGGUUCGCCGUUUGACGUCGUUGCUGUGGGUGCUUCAUCACAGCUCAGAACUUUGGAGAUAUCGAUAGCGAGUCUUUGUGGGAUAGCGGUCGCGUUGCUUGCGAGUUCAUAG